AAGCAAAGGCAUCCCAGGCAGCCCACAGUGAGAGACCGGACCGGCGCCAAGGAGAGAAGUUGGGAGGAGAAGACAGAAGAAGAGUCACCUGGAUUGAGUGCGGAAGAGGGUUGGGCUUCAGACCAGAUGACGACGGUGGACGGCGACAGCUCCGGCCUGUUCAAUUCCCCCUCCGCCAUUUUCAGCUACCUCGGCCGCAACCUCGACGGGCUGAGGGCCGACUCCACCACGUCCGCCUUCAGCGAUUGUGCCAGCGAUCGCUCCGGCGAGUUCGCGCCGGGCUCCGGAGGCAGGGGCCUGCUUGCCGCCGCAUGCAUGGGCGACCGGCCCGACGACGACGAAACGAUUGCGCAGCUCGUGUCGGACCUCGAGUCGGAAUCCCUCGAGACGCAGCGGAGCGCGGCGAUGGAGAUUCGGCUGCUCGCCAAGAACAACAUGGAGAACCGGGUUCGGAUUGCGGACGCCGGCGGGAUCGAGCCGCUGGUGGCGCUGGCGCAGUCGUCGGAAUUGCAGAUCCAAGAGCUCGGCGUCACGGCGUUGCUGAACCUGUCGCUCUGCGACGAAAACAAGGAAAGGAUCUUGAGCGCGGGAGCGGACCGAGCUCUCAUCCGCACGCUCCGGACGGGGACGGGGACGGCGAAGGAGAACGCGGCGUGCGCGAUUCUUAGGCUCUCGCACAAGGACGAAAUCAAGGAGAGGAUCGGUCGAGCGGGAGCGGUACCGCCGCUCGUCAGGCUCCUGGAGAGCGGGAGUCUCCGGGGGAAGAAGGACGCGGCGGUGGCGCUGUUCGCGCUCACGACGGUGAAGGAGAACAAGGUACGGGCGGUCGAGGCGGGGGUGAUGCGGCCGCUGGUGGACCUCAUGGCGGAACCGGAAUCCGGGAUGGUGGACAAGGCCGCGCUGGUCACGCUGAACCUGGCUACGGCGCCGGAGGCGCGGGCCUCGCUUGUGGAGGAGGGUGGUAUCCCCGUGCUUGUCGAGGUGUUGGAGGACGGGAAUCACCGGCAGAAAGAGUUCGCCGCCGGAAUCCUGCUGGAGCUCUGCGAGGACAGCACGCGCAAUCGGGGAUUGGUCGCCAGGGAAGGAGCGAUACCUCCGCUCGUCGCGUUAUCGCAAACCGGCACACCUCGAGCCAGGCAGAAGGCAGAAACUUUAAUUCGGUAUCUACGGCAACCCAGAUCCGGAGGCAACGGAGCGCGGACGACGGAAAUCUCAGACUAAUCAAUAUCUGACGGUGCGGAUACAUCCAAAGAAGAAAAGAAAAAAAAAAUACUGAACCGAAAAAAGAAAAAAGGAAAAAAACGAAGCGUUUCUGGCGUUGAAACAUGAAAGAUGUAAAUACGUGUAACAAAGAGAAUCCUGUAAUUGUUUUUCUGUUUUUGCCUUCUUUUGUCUGGUCUACUCAGAGAAGCCCCCUCCUGGCCUCUCCUUUUUGUGCCGGAAGUGGUUUCCCGGCGCCUGUUUGGUUGUUUUCCGGCGAGCUGGCUUCUUCUUUGUAAUAUAUGGGUUUGGCUUUCCAAGUCUUACUCCGUUUUUUGGGUGGUCCGUCCAAGUCCCAACUGUCACUUUAGUGCUGGCGGUCUUUUUAAUGGAAGGCAACAUAUUAGUGAAAAUGGUCAAAAGAAACGGCUGAGAAGAAGGUGGAGAGAAGAUCAUCGUUCCGCUCUUGAGGCUGUGAAUUAAAGGUUGUUGGGUGCUGUCAUGAGUUGCAAAAACGUCAUUACUGUGGAUCAUUUCAAGCUAGUGACGUUUGAAGGAGCACAGAGAUCAUAGAGGGACACUUGUGCAGAGUGUCUGUGGGGUGAAUGCGUGGAGUGAGCCUUCUGGAAGUUUUCAUGGUGGUGUGUUGUUCUGCUGUCAUGAUCCCAGAUUCUUUUAGGUCAGUGUGAAAGUUCACGCCUGAUGUAAUGUGACAGCGAGUUUAAACAACAGUGUGUGGUUGGUUAGCACAGUGGACUUGGCUCAGCUCGCUCACAUCUAACCAGUCUUGGUGUAACGCGCGUUGCUAAUGCUUCUUUUUGUUA
Messenger RNA from Nymphaea colorata (pocket water lily), 2024 nucleotides. Its product is annotated as U-box domain-containing protein 4-like. Gene Ontology annotation, cellular component: nucleus; cytoplasm. Gene Ontology annotation, molecular function: protein binding. The coding region runs from base 127 to 1221 and encodes 364 amino acids. Lineage: Eukaryota; Viridiplantae; Streptophyta; Magnoliopsida; Nymphaeales; Nymphaeaceae. The transcript has 2 exons. The record is from RefSeq and is a predicted model, not a curated record.